Messenger RNA from Oryzias latipes (Japanese medaka), 1307 nucleotides. RefSeq names its product nucleoporin 35 (gene nup35). Gene Ontology annotation, biological process: nuclear pore organization; NLS-bearing protein import into nucleus. Gene Ontology annotation, molecular function: nucleic acid binding; phospholipid binding; structural constituent of nuclear pore. Lineage: Eukaryota; Metazoa; Chordata; Actinopteri; Beloniformes; Adrianichthyidae. The record is from RefSeq and is a predicted model, not a curated record. Gene Ontology annotation, cellular component: nuclear pore nuclear basket; nuclear pore central transport channel; nuclear membrane.
UCAAUGACGUCAUCUAGAAGAGCCUGGAGCGAGCGGCUUGCUGCUUUAGCGUCAGCCCACGCUAGAGAUCCAUUAAGCAGUUGAAGAACUGGGUUUGUGGAAGCAGAUAAUCAAUCGAUUAAUACAUCGAUUGAAACCGAACCUUCAUUGUAACUAUUUAUUGAAUAUAAACAGACAUAAGAAUCAGAACACUGAAUUUUAGAGGGUAAAUACCUCUGCUAGCCAUCAGUUUCUCCAUCGUCACUUCCUACGUUUGAAAAUCGCGGCUAAAGAAGCUCAAAUGGAACUACAAGUGGGUACUGAACCAAUGAGUCUGGGUUCUCCCACCUCUCCUAAACCAACCUCUGGAGCUCAGUUUCUGCCUGGUUUCCUGUUGGGGGAUCUUCCUGCUCCUGCCAGCCCACAGCCCCGCUCCUUCAGCCUGUCCACCCCCAUCUCAGAGAGCAAAAGUGCACACCGAGGAGGACCAGGCGGUGUCGGUUCACCCAUGCAGCCUGUUGUCCCAACACCUAAAGACAAGAGUGGAGCUCCUCCUGUUCGCAGUAUCCAUGACGACCUGGUAACAAUGGGCACGCCCCUCGGUGCUCACAGGCAGUCUUUUCCUGUCAUGCAGUCCCCCCUUUCUGGACGCCAAGCUUCCACUCCAGGAACAGGUAUGCAGCAGGUGUGCAUGUCUCCAGCUCAGGUGGAUCCCUUUUACAGCCAGGGCGAGUCUCUGUCGUCUGACGACCAGCUGGACCAGACCUGGGUCACCGUCUUCGGCUUCCCCCCAGCCUCAGCCUCAUACAUCCUGCUGCAGUUCGCUCAGUAUGGAAACAUCCAGAAACACAAGAUGGCGUCUCCUGGUAAUUGGAUGCAUCUCCAGUACCAGUCCAAGCUUCAGGCCAGGAAAGCUCUGUCAAAAGACGGCAAGGUGUUCGGCGACUCCAUCAUGGUGGGAGUGAAGCCCUGCAUAGACAAGAGUGUAAUGGACAGCGGUGAGGCUGUCUCUACCCCUCGCUCUACUUCUUUUUCAUCCUCUGUCUUCCCCACUACGCCUCGCUCAGCCAUCAGACCACUCAGCGCCACCUACAGGAGCUCAGGCAGUGACUACCAGGUGGUUGAAGAUAGACAGACCCCAAGGAAAGACGACAGUUUUGUUUCCAAAGCGAUGGAGUACAUGUUCGGCUGGUGAAACCUGCAGCCGAAGAAACUAACUACAGUGCGUUUGUGUGUGUCUGUGUGUGCGAAGUGAAAGAUCUUUCUGCUUUUAUAAUCUCUAUUUUUAAUCUAAUUUUUCCAAUAAAACCUGUCUUUUUUGUCUGAGA